CUCCAACACAAAUGGUCUUGUUCCACUUCUGAACGGAGAUUGAAGGGGAAAUAUAUAGAGAGACCCAAAGCUUUAUUCUUUAGAGGGCAUAUUUUAAAGCACCCGCAAAACUCUGCCUUUUUUGUUCUAUUAAUUUAAAGAUUCCUUUUUUGUGUAUAUAUACACACAUACAAAGAAGGUUUUUUGUUUUUGCAAUGGCUAAAGUGAACGGAGGCUCUGAAAUGGGGAGUGUUUCACAAGCUUAUUUAGAUGACCAAGCAGUGAAGGAAGCGAGAUCUUUGAUAUCUGAGCUUUGCCGCCAGUUCUAUAGCCUCGGAUGGGUCUCGGGAACAGGUGGCAGCAUCACCUUGAAGGUCCAUGAUAGUUCUAUCCCUAAGCCUCAGCAACUCAUCCUUAUGUCCCCUUCUGGUGUUCAGAAGGAGAGAAUGGAACCAGAGGACAUGUAUGUAUUAUCAGGGGAUGGGACUAUAAUAUCUUCACCUUCUCCUAAGCCAUAUCCUCAUAAGCUUCCUAAGUGCUCCGAUUGUGCUCCUCUUUUUAUGAAGGCUUAUCAUAUGCGUAAUGCUGGGGCUGUUAUCCACAGUCAUGGCAUAGAAUCCUGUCUUGCAACAAUGAUUGAUCCACAUUCGAAAGAGUUUCGUAUCACUCAUAUGGAAAUGAUAAAAGGAAUCCAAGGACAUGGUUACUAUGAUGAACUUGUGAUCCCAAUAAUCGAGAACACAGCCUAUGAAAACGAGCUAACAGAUUCUCUCACCAAAGCUAUUGAAGCCUAUCCUAAAGCAACUGCUGUUCUUGUGCGCAAUCAUGGCAUAUAUGUAUGGGGAGACUCAUGGAUCAGUGCUAAAACUCAGGCUGAAUGUUACCAUUACCUCUUUGAUGCUGCUAUUAAACUUCAUCAACUAGGCUUGGACUGGUCUACUCCAGAUCAUGGCCCCAUUCAGAGUGUUAAAGGAGUUCCAGGUGUCGAUUGUAAUGUGUCUAAAAAGGCUAGGACGAUCUAUUCAAAUUGUAAUGUGAAGAAAUUACCACGUUGCAUUGUCCUUGACAUUGAAGGAACUACCACUCCUAUUUCAUUUGUAACGGACAUUCUCUUUCCAUAUGCCCGAAACAACGUUGGGAGGCAUUUAUCCGCAACGUAUACUAGUGCUGAAACCCAAGAUGAUAUUAAGUUAUUAUGUUCUCAAGUUGAAGAUGACUUGAAGCAAGGAGUUAUUGGUGCUGUACCUAUCCCCUCUGACGAUGCAGGAAAAGAGGAGGUGAUUGCAGCUUUGGUUGCUAACGUGGAAGCAAUGAUAAAAGCCGAUCGAAAAAUCACAGCCUUGAAGCAAUUGCAAGGUCAUAUUUGGCGCACUGGAUUUGAAAACAAUCAGCUCCAAGGCAUAGUUUUCGAUGAUGUUCCAGAAGCUCUUGAAAAGUGGCAUGCUUCGGGUGUAAAGGCAUACAUAUAUUCCAGUGGUAGCAGAUUGGCUCAGAGGCUUCUCUUUGGAAACACAAAAUUUGGUGAUUUGAGAAAGUAUUUAUCUGGAUAUUUUGACACCGCAGUCGGAAAAAAAAGAGAAAAACAAAGUUACGUUGAAAUAACUGAGACCUUGGGUGUCGAUAAGCCAUCUGAGAUACUAUUUCUGACUGAUAUCUAUCAAGAAGCCAUUGCUGCAAAAGCUGCAGGUUUGGAGGCUAUAAUCUCCGUCCGUCCUGGAAACGGUCCUCUUCCUGAGAACCAUGGGUUCAAGACUAUCAACUCGUUCUCUGAGAUCUAAUAGAAAUUAAGUUACUUCUGUAAUAAUAUCGACUGUAACAGCUCAUACACAAUCACUUCCAAAUGCAAUAAAUCUUGGCUUUCUGCAA
Messenger RNA from Hibiscus syriacus, 1845 nucleotides. Its product is annotated as probable bifunctional methylthioribulose-1-phosphate dehydratase/enolase-phosphatase E1. Bases 195 to 1757 code for a protein of 520 amino acids. The transcript has 12 exons. The record is from RefSeq and is a predicted model, not a curated record. Gene Ontology annotation, cellular component: cytoplasm. NCBI's taxonomy places the organism in Eukaryota, Viridiplantae, Streptophyta, Magnoliopsida, Malvales, Malvaceae. Gene Ontology annotation, molecular function: magnesium ion binding; acireductone synthase activity.